AUUCUAAAAAAAAUGCAACAUGCUUUUAUUUUGAAAGACCGUCUGGAUGGGCGUGUCCUGCUGUUGAAGAGCGAGUCCUUCAUGCGGUGCUAACUGAGGUCAGUCAGACGAUUUGUGAACAAGCAGUGGAGCCAGUAGAAGGAACUGUCAAGUAUACCGCUCAGUGUAACCGUGAUGAGGACCGGACGGUUGCACAGUCAUGGAUAGAGUGGCAUAAUGACACAUGAGAACCUGACAAACUCCCAGCUGUCUUUCAAAGCUAUUGCCCUGCGCAUGGUUGACCUUCCUCUUUUGGUCUACAGCUCCCUGGGACAGGUGAGUGUCAGCUCAGGUACCAAGAAACUGGUCGCAGUCACUGCUCUUGGUACCGUGUCACUCCUCCUGCUCGCUCGCCGCUUCCAGAGGAGGAAGGGCAAAAAAAGGUCUCACUCGCUGCCAUGGGGUCAGGCGGAUCUGCAGUUUUUCCCUCCUGGCUUUGCAGAAAACGACAACACCAGCCAGAACCUCUCAGUGUCCCUCAACUUUGACCAAACUGGAUCUAAUUUGGUCCUAACAGGAGAUGACCAAACGAUAUCUGGGUCUCUGCUGAGUCUGGCCUCCGUAAAAAGCAUGAAUUCCUCCAGCAGCAGCACCUGUGCGAACGAAUCCACCUGUUGGGACGGAGCAGGAGACGCAGAGGUCGGCAGUGUGGUCGGCUUAUCCGCCGCCACACCUGAAAACCUCUACCUUAUGGGGAUGGAUUUAUUUGAGGAGGCGCUGCGGCGGUGGGAGGAGGCGCUGACGUUCAGGAGCAGACAGACUGAGGACGAUGCGAGCUGUGGCUCCGCUGGAGAUGCCAUCGCUGAGCAGAGCAUGGAGGAUGUGAUCAGCAUCGAGUUCGUCCACCGGCUGAAGUCUCUGCUGGAGAGGGCUUAUCACCUCCAGGAGGAGUUUGAGGGAGUGCUGGGCCUGUCCGAGUCCUCCUCUCACACCAGUAGCCAGGCUCAAAUGGCGGACCUUUUGGUGAGAGACGAUCUGGACGACGCCUGUCUGAGAGACAGCAUCAGCAUCGCCUCCACUGACUCGUUUGUCUCUGCUGCUGAGCCUCAGGCGUCGGAGCACAGGGACCUCCGAAGCGUUCUGGCUCAGCAUCCUUUCUAUGAGGAGGCGCUGCAGAUGGCUGAGGAGGGCCAGAUCUCCUGCCGGGUGCUGAGAACGGAGAUCCUGGAGUGUCACGGGGACUUGGACUUCCUGGCUAAGCUGCACUGUGUGCGGCAGGCGUGUGAGCUCAUUCUGUGUGACCGGGCCACCAGGAUGUUUCUGGCCAACACAGGAAAGAAGAUCCUGUCUUCCAUUAUCGUUCAAGCUCAGAAGAGUCCUAAGAGGUUUGAGGACGUGUUUGAGGAGAUGAUCUCCUUCCUGGAGGAGGCUGAGCACUGGGAGGACACGGAGAUGGAGCUGGCUGCACGAGGGGUGAGGCACUUGAACUUCUACGACAUCGUGCUGGACUUCAUCCUCAUGGACUCCUUUGAGGACCUGGAGAACCCUCCUUUCUCCAUCCAGAACGUCAUCAACAACCGCUGGCUGAACAGUUCCUUCAAGGAGACGGCGGUGGCAUCGAGCUGUUGGUCAGUCCUAAAGCAGAAGAGGAAACACAUGAAGAUUCCAGAUGGCUUCAUCGCUCGCUUCUACGCCGUGUGUGAACAGAUCAGUCCAGUUCUGGCCUGGGGCUUCCUUGGCCCAAAGAGCUCUCUGCAGGAGCUGUGCUGCUUCUUUAAGGAGCAGGUGCUGCACUUCCUGAAGGACAUAUUUGAUCUGGAGAAAGUGCGUUACUCCACAGUGGAGAGUAUGGCGGAGGACAUGCUGCACCUUCUGCACCGGCGAGCUGAGCUGCUGCUGGCAUACCUGGGAGCAGACCACCUCCCGCCCCUCAGCAGCUGCAGCGGCGGCGGCGAGCUGCAGCUGCUCCCCACAGCUCUGCUGGAGGCACCGGUACAGUGAAUUUCCAGCUUUAGUGCAACAUUUGGACCAAAGGAAACGUACUGAUGACAACACAUCUCCAUGUGUUGGAUGUGACCUCCUCCCCUUCUCUACAGUGCCAUGGCAGAAAUAUCAUAGCAAUAAUGUUUAACUUCACAGGGUUUAUUGUGCCGUAUAGAUUAUUUAGAGCACAUAGGCAGUUUGAGUGACACUUGAAUUAUUUAUUUUAUUAUCAACAGGUUUAUCUUGUAGAUUUAGCUGCGCUUGUGUUCAGCUUUUAAUGUGAGCUUUGUCAGAUCAGCUGAAUGUAUCCUCGUCCUGUUUAAUGUUAGCAGUGCAAUAUUUGGCUGUUCAUGCUGCUCGUUGCUAAAGCCACGCCCCCUCUGAGGGGCUGGACACAAUAUUUAUGGGUAGCUGUAUUAAGAAAAACAUUCAUGCAGGGAUUGGGUCGCUUCUGCUGAUCACGGCCAGUAAAGAGAAAAUGAAACGAUGCAUCUUCUAUUUGUGCCAGUCUUUGUAAAUGGGCAACAACACAAGCAGCCUUACCAUGAACGCACAAAUGUAUUCAAGGAGACACAGCUGUCCUGUUCUGCACUGCCAUGUUGAAACCUCACACAACCGAUGUCUGUGUCAGUGUGACCUCACAGUUUCAGCCGUCAUUGAUCACAGAUCAGCCCCAGAACAAACAGUCGCUGGGUUCAUGGAGGCCAGUACAGGAACAGAUCUCAUUUUAAAGCUAAUUAGUUUUGGAUCUAGUGUUUUAGGAAGUUUCAGAGAAACUGCAGUGCUUGGAGAAUGAUCUUCAGUUUUCAGUCGCAGCUUUUCCAGGUUUCUGAUUGAAAGUGGAAGCAGCACCAAAGAAAUCCCACUUGUUUUCGGGGCAUCUAUUUGAAUCUUGUUGCUGCUAUUGUGACUGUGAGUUUGUCAUGUGCAAAAUCAGCAAAUAAACACUAAAAUGUG
Messenger RNA from Oryzias melastigma (Indian medaka), 2919 nucleotides. It is a transcript of the gene miga1, whose product is annotated as mitoguardin 1. The record is from RefSeq and is a predicted model, not a curated record. NCBI's taxonomy places the organism in Eukaryota, Metazoa, Chordata, Actinopteri, Beloniformes, Adrianichthyidae. Gene Ontology annotation, biological process: mitochondrial fusion. Bases 217 to 1980 code for a protein of 587 amino acids. The transcript has 16 exons.